AUGGCAUACAACGGCCAAGGCCACGAAUACGCUGGCGGUUCUGGCCACCAGCUCAACGACCUGCCUCCGGGCGGCAACUAUCAUAUGCCCCCGCAUGAGCACGAGGAAGAGGCUGGCCGCUACCUCCUGAACGAACAGCCGGGUUCCGGCUACGAGCACGAUCGCCUGGGCGUCCAGGCUCCCGACCGUCCCGUUUCCACAUACAGCUUGACCGAGUCCUACGCCCCUGGCGCUGGCCAGACUGUGCCCCAGCCUCACCAACCCGGCAGCUAUGACAACGGCUACGGUCAGUACGGCCAGGAGGGCCAGUUCGUCCAAGAGCACGACUUCCCCUACGGCCGUCCUGCCUCCACCGUUGAGGAUGAGGAGGAGAGCUGGAUGCAGCGUCAACAGCAGCCUGGUGGCUUCGGCCGCGGCAACGGCGGCGGUCUCAAGCGCUUCAACACGAGAAAAGUCAAGCUCGUUCAGGGCUCCGUGCUUUCCAUCGACUACCCCGUCCCCAGUGCCAUCAAGAACGCCGUCGAGCCUCGCUUCCGCGACGUCGAGGGCGGCAACGAGGAAUUCAUGAAGAUGCGCUACACCGCUGCCACCUGCGACCCCAACGACUUUACGCUCAAGAACGGUUACGAUUUGCGCCCUCGCAUGUACAACCGCCAUACCGAGCUGCUCAUCGCCAUUACCUACUACAACGAAGACAAAGUCCUGCUCUCCAGAACCCUUCACGGUGUUAUGCAAAACAUUCGCGACAUUGUCAACCUGAAAAAGUCCACCUUUUGGAACAAAGGCGGCCCUGCCUGGCAAAAGAUUGUCGUCUGUCUUGUCUUUGACGGUAUCGAAAAGGCCGACAAGAACACUCUGGAUGUCCUCGCCACCCUCGGCAUCUAUCAGGAUGGUGUCGUCAAAAAAGAUGUCGACGGCAAGGAGACUGUUGCUCACAUCUUCGAGUAUACCUCCCAGCUAUCCGUCAGCCCCAAUCAGCAGCUGAUUCGCCCGACCGCCGACAACCCCCAAAACCUGCCCCCCGUGCAGUUUAUCUUCUGUCUCAAGCAAAAGAACAGCAAAAAGAUCAACUCUCACCGUUGGCUGUUCAACGCAUUUGGCCGCAUCCUCAACCCCGAGGUCUGCAUUCUGCUAGAUGCCGGUACCAAGCCUAGCGUUAGGUCUCUGCUCGCGCUGUGGGAAGGUUUCUACAACGACAAGGAUCUUGGUGGUGCAUGUGGUGAAAUCCACGCCAUGCUGGGCAAGGGUGGCAAAAAGCUAAUCAACCCCCUUGUCGCUAUCCAAAACUUUGAGUACAAGAUUAGCAACAUUCUUGACAAACCUUUGGAGAGCUCCUUUGGCUAUGUCAGCGUUUUGCCCGGUGCUUUCUCCGCCUACCGCUUCCGCGCCAUCAUGGGCCGCCCUCUAGAGCAGUACUUUCACGGUGACCACACCCUGUCUAAAAGUCUGGGUAAGAAGGGCAUUGACGGCAUGAACAUUUUCAAAAAGAAUAUGUUCUUGGCUGAAGACAGAAUUCUCUGUUUCGAGCUGGUCGCCAAAGCUGGUCAAAAGUGGCAUCUGUCCUAUAUCAAGGCCGCCAAGGGUGAGACUGAUGUACCCGAAGGUGCUGCCGAGUUCAUCUCCCAGCGUCGUCGUUGGCUCAACGGUUCCUUUGCUGCCACCCUCUACUCCCUCAUGCACUUCGGACGCAUGUACAAGAGUGGCCACAACAUUGUGCGCAUGAUUUUCCUCCACAUUCAGCUCCUGUACAACAUUUUCAACCUCAUCUUUACCUGGUUCUCUCUGGCAUCUUACUACCUCACCACCACUGUCAUCAUGGAUCUUGUCGGCACCCCGGUCGUCGGCGGCCAAGGCGGCGCCGAGCAUCACGGCUGGCCCUUUGGUGACACAGCUACACCCCUGAUCAACGCGCUCUUAAAGUACCUUUACCUGGCUUUUGUUAUCCUGCAGUUUAUUCUGGCUCUUGGUAACCGUCCCAAGGGUUCCAAGUUUACCUACAUUGCCUCAUUUAUGCUCUUUGGUCUUAUCCAGACAUAUAUUCUGGUGCUCUCCGGCUACUUGGUCGCUCGUGCUUUCAACACGCCCAUUUCCCAGCAGAUCAAGCUCGACUCUGGUAAGGACUUUGUCAACAGCUUUUUCUCAGGAGAAGGAGCGGCAGGUGUCAUUCUCAUUGCGCUCAUUACGAUCUAUGGUCUAUAUUUUCUCGCAUCCUUCAUGUAUCUGGACCCGUGGCACAUGUUCCACUCGUUCCCUUACUACCUGGUUCUCAUGUCGACCUACAUCAACAUUCUUAUGGUCUACGCCUUCAACAACUGGCACGACGUGUCCUGGGGUACCAAGGGCUCUGACAAGGCCGAGGCUCUGCCCUCUGCCAACGUCACCAAGGGUGAAAAGAAUGAGGCCGUGGUCGAGGAGAUUGAAAAGGACCAGUCAGACAUUGACAGUCAGUUCGAGCAAACGGUGCGCCGUGCUCUGGCACCGUUCAAGGAAGCUGAGGAGCUCGAGGCCAAGGAUGUCGAGGACUCGUACAAGUCUUUCCGUACGGGUCUGGUAGUCUGCUGGUUGUUUUCCAACAUUAUUCUCGUAAUUGUCAUUACCAGCGACAACUUUAACAGCUUUGGCAUCGGAAAAUCCUCAUCUGUCCGCACAGCCAGCUUCUUCAAGUUCCUUCUGUAUGCCACAGCCGUACUAUCGGUCGUCAGAUUCAUGGGCUUUCUCUGGUUCCUCGGAAAGACCGGUCUUAUGUGCUGCUUUUCGAGAAGAUAG
Molecule: messenger RNA, 2766 nt
Organism: Akanthomyces muscarius
Lineage: Eukaryota; Fungi; Ascomycota; Sordariomycetes; Hypocreales; Cordycipitaceae
Exons: 3
Coding region: 1-2766 (921 amino acids)
Cellular component (GO): cell septum; cell periphery
Molecular function (GO): chitin synthase activity
Source: RefSeq, a predicted model, not a curated record